AUGCUCAUACAAAAAAUUUCUUUUUUACGUUUCCCCAAAAGAGAAAUCGUCCUUUUUUUGUUAAAGCAUGAGGGAGUUUCGAAUGUAAGCCUUGGCGCAAAGUCGAAAGGUGCACUUCGUUUUUGCACGUUAAGAAGAGUUACCUUCAGUUCGUUAUGCAGCUCGGGAGUGGGCAAGUGCCCCCCCGGGGACUACACACCAACCCAUUGUGGCGAGAGCAACGCGCGUAGUGACCACCAUGACCUCAACGACGGCGUGCACGAAAAGGACGGUGUGAAAGAAAAGGACGGCGUGCAGGAAACAGACGAUGUGUACGAAAACAACGAGUGUGUUUACAUUAAGGGAGAAAGCAAAGUCGUUGUGCGCAGGCGAAAGGGGGGGACGUCCAUAGGAAGCUCCUCCAACAGUGAUGCGGCGGGGGUGACUCUCUCCGAGAGUGUCCAACCCGGGGGAGAUCAAAGUCAGGAGGGCUUCACAACGGGAGACCCUGUGAUAAGCCCUCAAUUGAGCAGCCUGCGCGGAACUGAAGACGCCAAUUUAUGUUAUGCGGAAGGGGGUAGACAUUGGGGUUCCCCGUCAACGAAGGGAUCAAAAUCCAUCGCCAAUGUGGACAGUGAAGCCCCUGGCACACAUUGCGCACUGGAAAGUGAUAACGGAAUUCCCUGGGACGCCCCGAAGAACGAGGCGCUGAUGAAAAUCCUCACCGAACCAACUGAUCACCUGAUGAUAAGAAAUGAAAGGCGCUUCUGCGACUUCCUGUGGGUAGUAGCCAAGUCAGGAAAAGGGGGAGAGCCAAACUACAAAAGACGAAGAAGUAAAAAGUUAAAGGGUGAAGGAUAUGGAGGACACGGAGGAAAUGUCAUUCUGAAAAGUAAAAGAAGCAUUUAUGAUUUAAUCAAAAUCGAACAAAAGGUUAAAGCAGAUGAGGGAGAAAAUUUUAAAGAAAACAGCCGAGGAAAAGAUGGUAGUGAUAAAGUGGUAUUCGUCCCCGUAGGAACAAUUGUGAGGAAGAGAAUUUAUUGUAAAAAAAAAAAUGAAAAUAAUAGGAAGAUAUAUAAGAGUAUUUUUUGGCAUCAGUUUUUAAAAGACAAUGAAGAACUGUUGGUAGCUCGAGGAGGAAAAGGAGGCAUAUCAUAUUCGUUUUUUAAAAAACAUGAUUAUAGAUUGCCUGAGAAGGGGGAGAAAAUGCUCCUCGAAUUGGAGCUCCGACUACUUAACGAUGUAGCCUUCAUUGGUAUUGAAAACAGUGGGAAAACAUCCCUCUGUAGUAGCCUCAGUAGAUACUAUGGCAAUAUUAGUAGCCAUAUGUUUAGCACCACCAUACCACAUGUUUCAAAUAUUAAUUACAUCGACGGGGUUGAAAUAACCCUGCUCGAUACACCCUUCUUAUUUCAUAAUGCACACAAGGAUUGCAGCCGGGGAAAAAGAAUCCUCAGACAUUUAUACAGAAGCAAGCUUAUCGUUUACGUCAUCGACGUUGCAAGUGAUAAACUUGAAAAUGUAGACGACACACAGGUGGAAGACUACUACACGGAGAGUCUAAAGGGGGAGAAUGGCAAGAUGGGGGAUGCCAUGGACCCCAUGUACGCAGCAGAUGCGAUGUGCGCUGGGGAUGCCAUGUGCGCAGGGCAGGAUGAAAAAUUAAAGACACACAGGGACAACUCCAGUGAACAGAAAAGUAACCAUAUGUACACAUCAAACGAAGCCCGUGCCAACCUAAAGGACUACCAUAACGAUACAAUAAAGCAAAUAAAAAUGCUACGAAAUGAACUCUUCCUUUUCAACCCAGACUACUUAAAAAAAAAAGAACUUGUCGUUGCCACCAAGUGUGACAUGCUACACAAAAACGCCCUAGUCAAUCUAGACUCUCUUUAUUUCCGUCUGCAAAAUUUGUUCCCCCAUAUAGAAGUUAUUGGGACCUCUGCCAAGUUUGGCCUAGGCAUAAAACUCCUGAGCAGGAAGAUACGAGAGCUUAUCUACCCUCAGAGCGUCCUAAUGAGUCACAAACUGUACGCCAACAAUAUUGAGGACUAUGUCAUUCCUACACACAGCCACGUGAAGGAGGGACAACGGCGCUUGCAGAAUUAUGAACUACCAGAAAAUGUGAAACACAUUUAUGACCACAACUAUAUGGAAAACUUCGAUUACUUUUUGAAGAAGCCUCGACGCAAGGGGCAUGAUGUGGGUGUUAGCCACUCUGGAGAUGGUAAAAAUUUGUUAACAGGGGGUGGUGCAUGA
Messenger RNA from Plasmodium fragile, 2238 nucleotides. Its product is annotated as obg family GTPase CgtA. Gene Ontology annotation, cellular component: mitochondrion. Gene Ontology annotation, molecular function: GTP binding; GTPase activity. Lineage: Eukaryota; Apicomplexa; Aconoidasida; Haemosporida; Plasmodiidae. The coding region runs from base 1 to 2238 and encodes 745 amino acids. The record is from RefSeq and is a predicted model, not a curated record. The transcript has a single exon.